GCGAGCGGCGCCGCUGGGACGAGCAGCGGCGCCAGGAGCGCCGCCGCCAGGAGGAGCUGGUCAACCAGCGCGACGCCGUCGACCGCAAGGUGGUGUACGUGAACGGUCUGUCGCCCAGCGUCACGCACGACGAGCUCAGGAAGAUGUUCGGCUGCUUCGGCGUCAUCACCAAGAUCAGGAUCAAGGAGAGGGACCCGGCCAUCGACCUGUACCGCGAGCAGCGCGACGGCUGCUACGCGUUCAUCACGUACGUCUCGCACAGCGCGGCGGUGGCGGCGCAGGCCAACGGCAGCGCGCGCUAUCCCCAGCUGGAGGUGAAGUUCGGUGGCCGGCGCGAGUUCUGCCUGGACCAGUACGCCGAUCAGGACGCCGACCUGAACAACCCGGCCUACUACGGCAUGAAGGGCGGCGGGGACAGCGCGCUCGACUUCGACACGCUCCUGCAGAUGGAGAUGCAGCGGGUGAAGAAGACCGGCCACCCGCACAACACGGUGGCGUGAGCGCGUGCAAUGUAGCUAGCCUGGCCGAGCGCGUAGUGUCGUGUGUGACCGCCGGCGGGAGCGGGCGUACAGCGGGCGCCGGCGCCCACCCUGUGAUAACGCGAGACCGCUUUUCGAUACUGGUUUUACUCGGUUCUGUGAUGAGAAGCGGCGGGGCCGAGCUCAGCUCAGCUUAGCUUAGCUUAGCUUAGCUCAGCUCAGCUCAGCUCAGCUCAGCUCAGCUCGGCUUAGCUAAGCUUAGCUCAGCUCAGCUCAGCUCAGCUCAGCCUUUGUACCACUUUUGACAAUGCUGGAUGUGACAUGACACGCGCGCCGCGUGAGCUCGCUGUGUCGGGCUGCUGGCGGCGGCCU
This is a messenger RNA of Pollicipes pollicipes, 851 nucleotides long. RefSeq lists its product as uncharacterized. Lineage: Eukaryota; Metazoa; Arthropoda; Thecostraca; Pollicipedomorpha; Pollicipedidae. The record is from RefSeq and is a predicted model, not a curated record. The transcript is spliced from 3 exons. The coding region runs from base 144 to 500 and encodes 118 amino acids.